AUGUCUCUUCUAUUACGAAGACCGCCUGGACGUGAAGCUUAUCCAGGAGAUGUUUUUUAUUUGCAUUCACGCCUUUUGGAAAGAGCCGCUAAACCAAGUUCUUCUUUAGGUGAAGGAAGUAUGACUGCUUUACCAAUAGUUGAGACCCAAUCGGGAGACGUUUCGGCUUAUAUUUCUACUAAUGUAAUUUCCAUUACAGACAGACAAAUAUUCUUAUCCGCCGAUCUAUUCAAUGCUGGAAUCAGGCCUGCUAUUAAUGUGGGUAUUUCGGUCUCUAGAGUAGGAUCCGUAGCUCAAAUUAAGGUUAUGAAACAAGUAGCUGGUAAAUUAAAAUUGGAAUUGGCGCAAUUCGCAGAAUUAGAAGCCUUUGCGCAAUUCGCUACGAUAGAAAGACUACCUCAGAGUGCGAGGCAGGCACUUUUCCUUUACUACGAUAGAUGA
Populus nigra (black poplar) is the source of this 441-nucleotide messenger RNA. RefSeq names its product ATP synthase subunit alpha, chloroplastic. The record is from RefSeq and is a predicted model, not a curated record. Lineage: Eukaryota; Viridiplantae; Streptophyta; Magnoliopsida; Malpighiales; Salicaceae. The transcript has a single exon. The coding region runs from base 1 to 441 and encodes 146 amino acids. Gene Ontology annotation, molecular function: ADP binding; proton-transporting ATP synthase activity, rotational mechanism; ATP binding. Gene Ontology annotation, biological process: proton motive force-driven ATP synthesis.